Messenger RNA from Erpetoichthys calabaricus (reedfish), 3638 nucleotides. RefSeq names its product gastrula zinc finger protein XlCGF57.1-like. Gene Ontology annotation, cellular component: nucleus. NCBI's taxonomy places the organism in Eukaryota, Metazoa, Chordata, Cladistia, Polypteriformes, Polypteridae. Gene Ontology annotation, molecular function: RNA polymerase II cis-regulatory region sequence-specific DNA binding; DNA-binding transcription factor activity, RNA polymerase II-specific. The transcript is spliced from 5 exons. Gene Ontology annotation, biological process: regulation of transcription by RNA polymerase II; central nervous system development. The record is from RefSeq and is a predicted model, not a curated record. The coding region runs from base 468 to 2594 and encodes 708 amino acids.
AUGUUAUGAAAAAAGAGUCAGACGCAUGGUGGAUGCUGUAGGGACUUUGGCGAGAAUUGGAGAGGAAAGGAAAAUAAACUUCUGUUCAAUAAGAGAGCAAAACGAAACGUUUAUAAUUAAUCAUCCUUCAGCCCCUAGAUGGCAGUGUUUACCUACUUGUGUCACGUUUCUCUUUCGAGUCGCUCGUUGGUGACUCGUUCUGUUUCUCUUUGUUUGAUGCUGCUGGCUGACUGCUCGGACUGUCGUACGAGAUUCUUAAGAAUAAAAGGUGCAGAAGAAGAGAAGUUAAAGAGAAAAAGAGCGGCGAGGAGCAAGUCGAGAAGUGUCGAGAAAAAGUCGCCUCCUUAACAUUAGGCCCUGCACUGAGGUGUCUUAAUGGCUUCCAAGCCUGCACUGUCCACGUGAGAAACACAUCUUAGAAAGGAAGAGCAGACACUUGGGGGGAGAGAAGAGUUUUACACACAGCAAUGGCCUCCACCAAAGAGGACAACGUGAAUGAAAGACUGGCACACGUUAAAGAAGAGGACUGUGAGUGGGGUGCACCAGAAGAUGUUAAGCCCGAGGCCUGUGAAGGGAGAAUUUCAGUUUUCAAUGAGGAGGAGUGCAAGGGGGAGAUUAUUGAAGUUAAGGUGGAGGAUAUGGAGGAUGUCUCACUUAACCAUGAAACUGGGAAGGUUUUCAAACAAGAAGUUUCUGAAGAAUUUCAUUCCAGUUUACAGCAUCGCGGCAUUGACUUGGGACAACUGGCAACCCAGCAGAAUUCUGUGACACUGAAAUCGGAGUUCACUGAGUUUGAAGGAAACAGGAAAGAAGAAGGGCAGCCAUCAUCUAGGAACGUGGAAACAAAUUUAUGUGUGAAUAUCUGCUUCUCCCCAUCUUCAACUGCUCAGCCCUUUCUUGAGUGCAAACUGGAACAGAGACAGGACAAAGAGAAGAUGAAGAAAUCAACAAGAGGAUCAGAACAUUUGACAUUUUCUUUCCCGUAUAAUUCUCUUUCUGUGAGAGAAGCUGUCAAAACUGACCAAGAACAAGCACGUAACACAGAUCAAGAGGUUUUGUGCACUGAUCAAGAAUGUGGAGAAACUUUUAAAAACAAGUCUGACUGUAAAGAUAACAAGUCAGUUCAUUCAGUACCAAAGACAUAUUGCUGUUCUGAAUGUGGCAAAAGUUUCCUCCAUAACAGCAAGCUUCAGGAACACAUAAGAAUUCAUACUGGAGAAAAGCCGUAUUGCUGUUCUGAAUGUGGCAAAAGAUUUACAAAGAGUAGCAAUCUGAAAAGUCACACAAGAAAUCAUACUGGAGAAAAGAAAUACUAUUGUUCUGAAUGUGGCAAAAGAUUUAGCCAUAUUAGCAGUCUUCAGCGUCACACAAGAAUUCACACUGGAGAGAAGCCAUAUUGCUGUUCUGAAUGUGGUAAAAGAUUUAGCCACAGUGGUGAUCUUCAGAGUCACACAAGAAUUCAUACCGGAGAAAAGCCAUAUUGCUGUUCUGAAUGUGGCAAAAGAUUUAGUAAAAGUAGCAAUCUUCAGAGUCACACAAGAAAUCAUACUGGGGAAAAGCCAUACUGCUGUUCUGAAUGUGGCAAAAGGUUCAGCCAGAUUAGCAGUCUUCAGCGUCACACAAAAAUUCAUACUGGAGAAAGGCCAUAUUGCUGUUCUGAAUGUGGUAAAGGAUUUAUCCGGAGUAGCGAUCUUCAGAGUCACACAAGGAUUCAUACUGGGGAGAAGUCAUAUUCUUGCUUAGAAUGUGGCAAACGAUUUUCUGUCAAGUCCAAUCUCCAGAAACACAACAGAAUCCACACAGGAGAAAAGUCAUAUUGCUGUUCUGAAUGUGGAAAACGAUUUUCUGACAGUUCCAGUCUGUCAACCCAUAAGAGAAUCCACACUGGAGAAAAGCCAUAUGGCUGUACUGAAUGUGGCAAAAGAUUUAGCCAGAUUAGCAGUCUUCAGCGUCACACAAGAAUUCACACUGGAGAGAAGCCAUAUUGCUGUUCUGAAUGUGGUAAAAGAUUUAGCCAGAGUGGUGAUCUUCAGAGUCACACAAGAAUUCAUACUGGAGAAAAGCCAUAUUGCUGUUCUGAAUGUGGCAAAAGAUUUAGUAAAAGUAACAAUCUUCUGAGUCACACAAGAAAACAUACUGGGGAAAAGCCAUACUGCUGUUCUGAAUGUGGCAAAAGGUUCAGCCAGAUUAGCAGUCUUCAAUGUCACACAAGAAUUCAUACUGGAGAACGGCCAUAUUGCUGUUCUGAAUGUGGUAAAGGAUUUAUCCGGAGUAGCGAUCUUCAGAGUCACACAAGGAUUCAUACUGGGGAGAAGUCAUAUUCUUGCUUAGAAUGUGGCAAACGAUUUUCUGUCAAGUCCAAUCUCCAGAAACACAACAGAAUCCACACAGGAGAAAAGUCAUAUUGCUGUUCUGUAUGUGGAAAACGAUUUUCUGACAGUUCCAGUCUGUCAACCCAUAAGAGAAUCCACACUGGAGAAAUGCCAUAUGACUGUGCUGAAUGUGGCAAAACAUUUUCUGACAGUUCCAGUCUCUCAAGACAUAAAAGAAUCCAUACUAGAGAAAAGCCAUUUGAACGUGUUGAGUGUGGGUAAAGUUACUUCUUUGACAGCAAGCUUCAGGCGCACACAAGAUUUCAUACUGGAGAUGUGGAAUAAAACUACUGAGAUUGUGCCAGUGGUGCUGGGAUCAACAAGCCUUAUAAAAAAAAAAAAAAAACAUUUCCCGGCCAAUCUGAAUGCCUUACCAAUCACCAUCACUCCAUUUGAAUUACAUAAGGAUGCACUAUUAGGAACAAUACAAAUACUACGCUGAGCCCUGGCAGCAAACCUAAGAGAAUAUCAACAGUAGCUGUGCAAUAAUCAUUCAAGAAAAACAAACACGCUUCAGGAUUCACAAGUGAGGUCCAAUCCUGUCCUGAAAAUUAAGCAGGUUAAACCGUUCUUGAGAAAUUAAUCCCCUAAAACAGAAAGCUGUAUUACUGUUCUGAAUGUGGCAAAAGAUUUAGCAUGUGUAGCAGUCUUGGUGUGCACAAUCAGAUUCAUACUGGAGAGAAGCCAUAUAGCUGUGCUGAAUGUGAAAAAAAAAAUUUUUUUGGGAGUACCCAUCUUCAGAGCCACAAAAGAAUUCACACAGAAUCCAUAUUGCUGUUCUGAUUAUAGAUUAUGAUUUUCUGACAAAAUACAUGAAAGAAUCCACUGGAGAAAAGCCCUAUGGCUGUUCUGAAUGUGGCAAACGAUUUUCUGUCAGUGUUGGUCUCAAACGACAUACAAUAAUCCACAUUGGAGAAAUGGCAUAUUUCUGUUCUCAAUGUGGCAAACAAUUUCCUGACAGUGGCCACUUUUGGCAGCAUAAAUAACUUCAUACUGGAGGGAUGCCAUAAUGCUGCUCUCAAUUUAGCAAAAGAUUCUCCCAUAACCACUGUGUUUAAAAUCACUUUAGAAGUCGCACUGUGCUGCAGUUGUGAAUGUGCCAGAUGAUUUUCCCAUAACAGCAGCCUUCACAAUCAUUCAUAGAUUCACACUGAAGAAAAUCCUUACUGCUGCUCUAAGUGUGGUAAAGGAUUCUCGCUAUUAUGUAAUUUCCAUGGUCAUUUAAGACUUGUUUCUUUUGUGGAUUUUUAUUGUUGUCGUGAGGGU